Trichoplusia ni (cabbage looper) is the source of this 1242-nucleotide messenger RNA. It is a transcript of the gene Ostgamma, whose product is annotated as tumor suppressor candidate 3. The coding region runs from base 114 to 1112 and encodes 332 amino acids. Gene Ontology annotation, cellular component: oligosaccharyltransferase complex. The transcript has 6 exons. The record is from RefSeq and is a predicted model, not a curated record. Lineage: Eukaryota; Metazoa; Arthropoda; Insecta; Lepidoptera; Noctuidae.
AUUUCUGUAGAUUUGACAUUUGUUUUGAGGUGGCAGACGUCAACCUAGACUAAAUAUUUCCGAUUUACCUUUUACUUUAUUUGAGAACUAGCGAUAAUAAAUAACUUUUAGCAAUGAAAUUUAAACUCUUAUUAUUUCUUACCAUAAUCCUUACUUACUAUGAAGGAGAGGCUCAGACUCGAGGGAAAGGGCUGGAAGACAAAGUCCAACAGCUUACAGACAUGACAGCAAAGAAGUCAAUAGUACCCUUAAACCUUAACAAAUUUAAGGACUAUGUAAAAUCUCCACCCAGGGACUAUUCCUUUGUUGUAAUGUUUACAGCGAUGGCUCCAUCAAGACGCUGUGCCAUUUGCCAGCAUGUGUAUGAUGAGUACCUGAUUGUAGCCAACUCAUUCAGAUUCUCACCAGCUUAUAACAACAAGCUGUUUUUCGGUAUGGUUGAUUUUGAUGAGGGUUCCGAUAUCUUCCAAAUGCUGCGUCUAAACACAGCACCAGUUAUUAUGCACUUCCCAGCCAAAGGCAAGCCUAAGCCUGCUGAUUCUAUGGACUUUGAGAGAGCAGGAAUUCAUGCUGAGGCCAUUGCCAAAUGGAUUCAAGAUAGAACUGAUGUUCAGAUAAGAGUAUUCCGUCCGCCAAACUACUCGGGUGCAGUGGCAUUCUUUAUGCUGUUCAUCUUAGUCGCUGGUUUCCUGUACCUUCGGAGGAACAAUUUGGAGUUCCUCUACAACAAGCAGAUGUGGGCUGUUGCCGCCGUCUUCUUCUGUUUCGCCCUGGUCUCCGGGCAGAUGUGGAACCACAUCCGAGGGCCACCCUUCUUCCAUAGAACUAAGAAUGGACCGGUUUACAUUAAUGGAGGGUCUCACGGACAGUUUGUGCUGGAGAGCUACAUUGUGGCUAUUUUGAAUGGCGCUGUGGUAGUCGGUAUGAUCCUUAUGAUCGAGGCGGCUGGCGGCGUCAAGAACACUGAGGUGGUCCGCUCCCAGGCCGAGGGCAAGCGACGCAGGUUCCAGUCUAUAGUCGGACUGAUAUUAGUCUGUGUCUUCUUCUCCCUAUUGCUGUCCGUGUUCAGGGCUAAGACGCAGGGAUAUCCUUAUAGCUUCCUAUUCAAGUGAGAGGUAUCGAAUAGUAGUUAAUAAGAAGACCGACGUGUGUGUGAGGUUAUAGUGUACGUGCAAUUGUUUUACAUAAUAAAUGAGUGUCUGAUGUUCCUCAGUUGGUCAAUAAACGUGUUUUUAUUUAUUA